CCAGGCUGCACUCGGUCAGUUCCAGACACCCACCUAGGCAGCGGGCCCAGUUCCCUUCUCUUUGCGCUCUCCAACGUCGCUCCUAUUUUAUUCUUCUGGCUAUAUUCUGUCGUUUACAAUAUUAAUUGCUCCGCCACUUUCGUUUUGCCCCCAAACGACGAUCUGUCUUGUCCUACCUGGGAACGAUCAGAUACUCAUCAGGCAGCACGCCCACCAUCGAGGAUUUGUGCCUCUCAUGAACUUUUAAUUAUCGCCGCGCUGCUGGGAAGUAGCUAAUAUAUCGGUCGGGAAAAGAAACUAUUCAUAUUGCCAUCAUGGCUCAGAACUCUCAGGGCUCGAAGCCCAAAUGGAAGGUUGGGUCAUUUUUGCAACAGGCAGUCGCUGGUGUCGAGUCUAGAUUGGAUCUCAUUCUGUCAGAGGAAGAUGAAAAGAACCAGCAACAGGCGAAAGCUGCUGCUGCUGCGAGAGCCAAACAAGCUGAGAGCCCAGGAAAUCAGACUGGGGCUUCAAACUCCAAACCUACUUCUGGCACUGUCUCACGUAACUCAUCUAACGCCCGAAAGAAUGAUCGUCUUCAAGAACGCUUAGCCCGUGCUAUGGUUAAUAAAUCGAAUGCUACAGGAAAUACCGCCUCUCAACCUUCCUCUGCCCAGGCCUCGUCACCACCCAGUCCCGUUCCGAGUAACGAUGCGCGAUCGAGCCUAGACGUUGAGUCUAACGGGGGAUCUUCUCGAAGGAAUACACAAGAGCUCUCCCGGGACUCUGUCUAUCUUGAAGAGGAUCCGUCGACAAUUCCAAGGGCUAGCCACGAUUCAGGAAUCUCGUCGCGCAACUCGAAGGAGAUCGCCAAAGAAGAUGAUACCCCGCCACAGGACACCACCGUUGAGGAUAAGACGGAUCGUGCGCACGAAGACGAAAGUUCAAUAAAGUCAGAAACCGAUGAACCAGAGAGUUCGCGUGCAUCGAAAGAUUUAACACAAACUACUGUGGACGUUUCGCCAGAGGACCCCCAGUCGGAAUCAAACGAUAGAGAAGAAGUCGCGAAACUAAAGGCCAACCAUAAAGUUGCCGAAUCCAACUGGCAAGAAGAGACACACGGUUACAUUGAACGGAUAGAUGCAUUGCAGUCCAAGCUAAAAUAUCUGGCUAAAGAAGCUGCCGAGUCCGCUAAGAACGCGGCAAGAACUGCUGAUCCCGGGAGUACUGAAAAGCAGCUCCGGGAGAAAGACGAAAAGAUAGCAUUAUUACUUGAGGAAGGGCAGAAGUUGUCAAAAUCAGAAAUGGACCACAGGACUGCACUCAAGAAACUUCGACAGCAGCUCAUCGAGAACACAAGAACCCAAACCGAGGACAAGAAGAAAACUGACAAGCUGGAAAAGGACAUUGCAAGCUUGGAAGCUAGGGUCAAACGUGCUGAAGCUGCUGAGAAGAGAGCGAAUGAAUCGUUAUCCUCUCAAACGAAAGUGUCUCGAGAUCUUGAUGCCGUUACAAGCGAAAGGAACGCAUUGAGCCAAACAGUUUCAGAAAUGAAAGCCCAACUUGCUAGAGCAGUCUCCCGUGCUGAAGCUGCCGAAGCUAAAGCUCAGUCAGAUGCUCUGGAACAGGAAAAGCAACGGACCACGCAGUUGGAAGAGGAACUAUCAAGUAGCAAGGUUGAGCAUGACCUUAGCGAGGAAAACUUAAGAAGAGAGGUCGGUGACCUUCAGCAAAGCAUUGAGCAAGAGAAGGAGAAAUCCCGGAUGCUAGAGGCCGAACUUAAGAAUGAGCAAUCUGUUUUGGAAAGCAAGAUGGAAAGUCUUCGCUCAAGAGCAGAGGAGGCUUCUUCCGGAGCUACAGGAGAUGCCCAAGCCAAGUUAUUACGGCAGAUUGAGACCUUGCAGACUCAGUAUGCUGUCGCCAGCGAAAACUGGCAGACUCUAGAGGGCUCGCUCCUUUCACGAUUAGCAACCGUCGAGAAAGAGCGCGAUGAUGUCGCACGACGAGAAGGGGAUAUGCGACGGAAGAUACGAGAAGUGAAUCUCAAAGCCAAAAAGGCAGAAGAGGAACUUGAGACCGCCAGAGAGACCGAGCAUGACCUUCAAAGCAAACUCGAAGAGUGCAUGCAAGAGCUACAGAAAACGGAGCAGAGACUCAAGAAAGCUUCUGAUGACCUGGUCUCGGCUCAGAAGGAUUUGGUCGAGCAAAAGAAAGCCAGUGAUGCAGUGUGGACACAGAAACUCGAGGAGGAACGGGCGAAAUGGCGUGAACAAAUGCUUCCACCUGCAGGCUUCCUCCAACAGUCGCGUACAGAGUCGCCCGUUGCAUUGAAUCGUCGUAAUCUCGACACCGCAGGAUCUUUCUCAGACUAUCGGCCUACCAGUCGUCGCUCGUCAGUCUUACCAACGUCGCCCGAUAUUGGGACUCCUCCACGCCAGAACUCGUUCACACAAGGUACUCUUUCACCUCCGGCUGCAAACGGUGUAAUGAACACAUCGAUGAUGGAGCCCCCUUCGAUUGCGUUCGAACAGGAUGAUUUCCUCAGUAGAUCGGGAACACCAUUCGCCCCAUCGGUGUAUGGUGCUAAUCAGACCCAUCAUUCCCGUGGAAUCAACGACAUAAUUUCUGAGUCUACCGUCGGAGCUGGACCAUCUGUCCAGCUGGUGGAGCGAAUGAGCGCCACGGUCCGCCGGCUAGAGAGUGAACGGGCUGCAUCUAAGGAUGAACUGGCACGUAUUACUUCACAACGCGAUGAGGCCAGAAACCAAGUUGUCGACCUAAUGCGGGAGACUGAAGAAAACAAGUCUUCCGGCGCUCGUGUGCACGAAUUAGAAAGCCGAAUCGAAGAGCUGGACCAACGAUACCAAACCACGCUCGAGAUGCUCGGUGAAAAGAGCGAGCAGGUGGAAGAACUUGAAGCUGAUAUUGCUGAUCUGAAGAGGAUCUAUCGGGAACUGGUGGACAGUACCAUGAAAUAAGGUAUUGAUAUGGUUUAGACAGUUUUUAUUUCUUUGUAAAUACCAUUUUCGGAGGGCUUAUCCGGAAGUGGACGAUGAUAUGGGUUGAUGUAUACUUUUUUCUUUAAGAUAUUAUGAUCUGAUGCCCGAAACAAAAUUCGAUUAAUUUAACUCGCGCCUUGAGAGCCCUGGGGCGUGAAGGUCCCCUCAAAUUCCUCGACUCCCUCAAUCAAAUGGCAUAAUAAUUAC
Aspergillus wentii DTO 134E9 is the source of this 3182-nucleotide messenger RNA. Its product is annotated as M protein repeat protein. Gene Ontology annotation, cellular component: endoplasmic reticulum; Golgi apparatus. The record is from RefSeq and is a predicted model, not a curated record. Lineage: Eukaryota; Fungi; Ascomycota; Eurotiomycetes; Eurotiales; Aspergillaceae. The transcript has 3 exons. The coding region runs from base 315 to 2954 and encodes 879 amino acids.